This is a messenger RNA of Caenorhabditis remanei, 930 nucleotides long. RefSeq lists its product as uncharacterized. The coding region runs from base 1 to 930 and encodes 309 amino acids. The record is from RefSeq and is a predicted model, not a curated record. NCBI's taxonomy places the organism in Eukaryota, Metazoa, Nematoda, Chromadorea, Rhabditida, Rhabditidae. The transcript is spliced from 4 exons.
AUGAAUCGAAUUUCGGUUUUCAUCGUGUUGCUCUUCAUUUCGCUGGCUAGUGCUGGUUUAUCAGCAUGUGGUACUUCUGGAUGUCCAACAGGAGGAAUAUGGAGUGAUUGGACCGUUACUGGAAAUACAAAUUGCUCGACAUCAUGUGGUUCCUGCUCAUCUUUGUACUACACCAGAAUUUGUAUUUCUGAACUAGCAGGAUGCAAUUGCACCGGAGACACUUCCCGAUAUAUUCCAUGCAACACCGACGUCUGUGCCUACCCAUCUCAAAAGUCAUGUUGCACUCCAUAUGUUCCAAUGGUCAUCGAUGGAUCCUACAUCUGUGGACCAAUUCCAGUUGAUAAAUCAUCAAGUACCACUUCUUGUUGUCCCACUGGAGGUCUCCUAUCGGAUUGGAGUUUAUAUGGAAGAAAUGAUGAAAACACAGCAUGGAUCAGGACUCGAGAAUGUUUGACGACAGAUGUUGGAUGCGCAUGUACUGAUAAUCUCAUUGAAACUAGCACUGCGUGUCCCUGUCCGACAACACUUGUUGAUUUGACAGACACCAGUUGCAAUACAGUGAACUAUGCAGAGGCUUACUAUUCCAAUAUUGUCGUCAAUGAUACAAAAUGUGAAGCAACAUUUUCGAUGCAAGCUUCAAAUUACACAAACUCCGGCAAUAGUGAAAAAUAUAUCUACUGUGGACAUGAUGGAAACUACACAUCCUCUGGUACCCCAAUCAUUCUUUUCCAAAUCUCUCCCAACGAGACAAAAGCAACGACUUGUCAGUUUGAUCGUCCAUUCGAUUGUGGUGCAAUAUCUACUGAAUCAACUGCUCAUCCGACAGUUCCCAUAUCUUUUACUUGUGACUUGGAGGCGUUGACGUGGCAAUAUGACUACAAUGGAUGGCAUGUCACUGGAUAUAACCAAGCUAUGAUUCUUUAUGAUUGA